CGACAGCGAGAGUGAAGCCACGCCCCCCCGAUUUCAAGGGAGGUCACUCCGCCGAAGUCCGUCAUAAAAAUGAUAAAAAUGGCUACGCGAAUCGGUACGCUGGAGGAUAUUCCCGACGAUUUCGGUCCAAAUUACUUGAAAUGCGAACUGUCAUUGAGGAAGAAACAAAAGGCGAAGGCGUUUGUUAGUGGCUGCUAUCUGGAAAAACUGAGUAUAACGUUAGAACAUGGCGAGAAAGUUCAUUUGCGGGGCGAAAUAUAUCCAAGCCAGAGGAAACUGGAAAACCGACAUGUUGUUGAUGUUGACAUCAGUCCGCUAAACAAAUGCAUCGUCGAUGCGUACUGUUCUUGCAAACAAGGGCAAAGUGGGACAUGCUCACACACAUUAGCUGUGGUUUCAGCCAUUGAGCAGUGGAAAAUCGCUGGCUACAAAGAAGUUCCUGCUUUACUGUCAUCCACAAGUAUUCCACAACAGUGGGACAAGCCUCGUGGACCAAAAGUCAAGGCGGAACCAGCAUCGUACAUGAUUUUCGCCAGUCCAACUAAUAUUGGUCGAAAAAGGAAACCAAUCAUGGCCCAAUUUACAGACAAUCGAAAAGUCAAAUUAAUGAAUGACCACAUUCAAGAUCUGCAGCUAUUGACAAGCAGCCCAAUCUCUUACUUAGUGGAAGAAAUUGAUGAGAAUACUCCAACUGUUGAGACUCCACUUGGAAAUCAAGUUGUUGGCAGUGGACUUGCUUACCAUGCUCCUCUAAUGCAGUUGGUGCAUGCAGUACGAAAUGAGACAGGGUGUGGGAACUUAUCAUUGCCUGUAGACCGUGCCUUAAAUGAGGAAAUUCACGUUUUGCUGCAACAAUAUGCCCAACACUGGCAGGAUUUAGGGCUUAGUUCUGAUGAAAGCAGGGAACUGGAAAGAUCUACAAGGCUUCAAGCAAGUUCUAAGAACUGGUUUAGUGAGCGCCAAAAGCGAGUGACCGCUUCAAACUUUGGGGCAGUUAUGAAUAGGAAGAAGGAUAUAAAUGACGCCUUCAUGAAAAAUACUUUUUUUCGGAGCCAGUUUGUUUCCAAAGCAACCACGUAUGGCCAUAUAAAUGAGAGAACUGCGAAAAUAACGUACAUUAACAAGACUGGCACCCACUUGCAUGAUGUUGGAUUAAUAGUAAAUUCCAAAUUCCCAUUUCUAGGUGCUUCACCAGAUGCCAUUGUCUGUGAAAAUGGGAAAGUAGGACUAGUUGAGGUGAAGUGCCCUUACUCAGCUAGAAAUUUGUCCCUUGAUGAAAUACUCAAUGGAAAUGUUCCAAAUUUCUUUUUGAAAAAAGUAGGGGGAAGUGUUGCUUUAGAAAAAAAACAUAGUUACUUUUUCCAAGUGCAGGGCCAGUUGUUAGUGUCAGGAUUGCAGUUUUGCGACUUUGUCGUGUAUAUUAAUGACAACAUUUAUAUUGAAAGAAUUGAACCGGACGAGUCCAUCAUGAAUUCUUUGUUAAGAAAAUUGUGUAUAUUUUAUUGUGAACACUUCAAGGCAUAUUCACAGAACCAGAGUAAGAAAUAAUUCCUUACCAGUCGACUUCUCAUUCGUUGGCGGCUCCGGGAUCUCAGAUCUCACUGUUUCAGUAACUAUAGGUGUCUGUGGUGAUACAUGUAUCAUUUCGUUUGAACUGAAACAUAUAAAUGCAUUUUUUUAAGAAAAAAAAUUGUUUGAUUCUUUAGUCAUAGUGAAGCAUUCUUAGAUGAAUACAAA
Molecule: messenger RNA, 1737 nt
Organism: Dreissena polymorpha
Lineage: Eukaryota; Metazoa; Mollusca; Bivalvia; Myida; Dreissenidae
Exons: 4
Coding region: 70-1548 (492 amino acids)
Molecular function (GO): zinc ion binding
Source: RefSeq, a predicted model, not a curated record